Molecule: messenger RNA, 567 nt
Organism: Saitoella complicata NRRL Y-17804
Lineage: Eukaryota; Fungi; Ascomycota; Saitoellomycetes; Saitoellales; Saitoellaceae
Product: ribosomal protein S25
Exons: 2
Coding region: 355-564 (69 amino acids)
Cellular component (GO): cytosolic small ribosomal subunit
Molecular function (GO): structural constituent of ribosome
Source: RefSeq, a predicted model, not a curated record
UUUUGCUGCUUUGACGCUGGAGACGUUCUGGGUUUCGCCGGAUCAACGAGAUCGACUGUGUUUGGGCGGUGUUUUCGACGCGGGUGGAGAUGGAUGGGUUGACGAUGUCGGACGGAUGCGCCGGUGGGAGCAAUUGGAACGGCCUGCGACAAACCUUCGACGUCCUGUCUCGUUGAUUCGGUCUCUCCAGCACGUCUCCUUGUCGAACAGCGUCUACGAAUGUGCACGUUGAACGGUCAACUAAUAACGUCAUGACAGGCCAAGUCCGCCGCCGUCCAAGCCGCAGGAGGCAAAGCUGCCAAGAAGAAGAAGUGGUCCAAGGGAAAGGUCAAGGACAAGGCCCAGAACAAGGUCAUGCUUGACCAGGCCACCUACGACAAGCUCUUCAAGGAGGUCGGCUCUUACCGUCUCGUUUCCAUCUCUGUCCUCGUCGACCGUCUCAAGAUCAACGGUUCCCUCGCCCGUCGUGCUUUGAAGGAGCUCGAGGAGCAGGGUGUUAUCAAGAAGGUUGACACCCACCACGCUCAGCAGAUCUACACCAGGGCUAUCGCCGCUGCCGAGUAAAUG